This is a messenger RNA of Pelagomonas calceolata, 3217 nucleotides long. The record is from the annotation of a GenBank genome assembly. Lineage: Eukaryota; Pelagophyceae; Pelagomonadales; Pelagomonadaceae.
AGCUGGCUGAGCUCAGCAUAGCAUCAUCGCUUGCGUGCCAGUCAGCAUCGUGGCCGCAAUCGUGACGCAUCGAUCCCUACUGAACGCCUGUGUCAUCAGUUGUGCCAGCACUGCGCCAUGCUUGUCCGACUGCUACUCUGGCUCAGCGCCACCGCUCACGCAAUCGCGGUCUGCGGCCGGCAUGGCGAGGUCGUCGGCGCGAGAGGCCGCAUCGGCUCUCUAUUAUUGCGUGCCGGGGGCGGAUCGCUGGCGGCGACGCCGCGCGGCGUCGCGCCCGGAACGCUGAGCCCGCCGGGCACGCCCAUCCUCGUCGCGGCGCCGGCGUCGGCGGUGGAGGACGUGCUGCGCGCGACGCCGCCUUCACGACUGGAGGACGUCGUGCUGCUCUGCAACGGCGAUGCGCGGGGCCGCGCGACCGAGGUCGUCGGCGCCGAAGCGGACGGCCUCACGUACGGUUGUCUCUUCUUCGGCGUGCUCUCCACGGGCGCGGCGCCGACGUUCGGGGCCGGCGCGCCGCCGACGGUCGUGACCGGCCGUCACGCCACGGCCGUCGCCGCGCUGAUCGGGAGCUGCGGCCCGCGCUGCGACGUCGUCGACCGCGACGCGCUCGCGCGAGCCGUGCGACUGAAGCUCGUCUGGUCGGCGGCGCUCUGGCUGAUCUGCGCGCGCCACGGCGGCGACGUCGUCGACGCGCACGCGGAACCGGACCUCGAGCUCCUCGUGGACGAGCUCGACCCGGCCGUCGACCGCGCCGCGCUCGAGGCCUACUCCCGAAGCAUGCCGGGCGCCGUGCCGUCGAAGGACCUCGCCCUCGCGGAGCUCGCCGACCGAAAUGGCAUGUUUUUGCGGAGCGGGCGCCCGCAACCGACGCACGAGCGGCUCCUGCGCAAGGUCGGCGUGGACCCGGCCGAGGUGAUGACGACGGCGCCGGCGCCGUCCCAGUGGUGGCGGCACGCUGCGUCCGGCUUCGGCUUUCGCGCGCGCCGCGCCGCGCGGGCUGCCCCCAGAUCCGCCGUCGUCGUCGGCGCCGGGGUCAUGGGCUCCGCCGUCGCCCUGGAGCUCGCGACGCGCGGCGUGGCCGUCAUCGUGCUCGACGCGCGCCCCGCGCCGGCGACGGCGUUGCAGGGCGCCGUCGUCUGCGAGGACGCGACCUCGGGCUCGUGGGCCUGGCUCAACGCCAACGGCAAGGACGCGAAGAGUCCGGAGUAUGGUGGCCUGACGCGCACCAGCCUCGCCAUGUGGCGCCGGCAGAAGCCCUACGCCGGCCUCGCGACCUGGUGCGGCGCCUUGCUGUACGCGGACGGCGAGCCCCAAAGCGCCGGCGGCGCCUACGCCGUCGAUGUCUUGACCGCGGAAGCGGCCGCGGCGCGCGAGCCCGGCCUCCAAGCCAAGGACGGGCGCUGGCACUGGUAUCCCGACGAGGGGCGCGCCGACCCGGCCGCGACCGUCGCGACGCUGCAAAAAGCGGCCGAGGCUGCCGGCGCGACGUUCCGCUGGGGCGCGAAAGUCGACGGGCUCCUGCCGGGCGGCAAAGGCGUGCGCAUCGGCGGCGAUGACGUGCGCGCGGACGCCGUGGUCCUGGCCGCCGGCGUCGGCAUCCCGGCGCUCGGCGCGCCCGUGCCGAUGAAGCGGUCGCCGGGCGUCCUCGCGCACACGCAACCAAAAACCGGAACAACGCGCAUGCGGGGCCUCGUCGUCGACGCGGUGAGCGGUGUGCACUUUCUCCAGCGAAACGAUGGGACGGCCGUCGUGGGCGGCGACCUGAAAGGAUAUGCUGUGGCUUCGAGCUCAUCGAUGGAGGACGCCGCGCCGUCGCUCGCCGAGGGCGCGCGGCUCGUCGACCGCGCGGCGGCCUGGCUGCCGCACGUCGCGGCGCCCGUGCAGGCGACGACGCUCGCGUACCGAGUCCUGCCGGAAGACGGGUACCCCGCCGUCGGCUUCACGCAGGCGGGCAGCUACGUCUGCGCGGCGCACAGCGCCAUCACGCUCGCGCCGGUGCUCUCGGCGCUCGCGGUCGCGGAGCUCCUCGACGGCGUCGACGUGGACGUGCUGGAGCCGUGGCGGCCGGGGAGGUUUUGUUAAUUUGUGAGUGACGUACCCGCUGGUUAUUGUUACGGUGCUAGGACUAGUGGGCGGAGCCCUGCCAAGGGCAGGGGGGGAGACACCGAAAUGUAUCCACUGGUGCGCGCACGAGAGCGGCCAGUAGAGCGGCCCGCCGCGGCGAGUCGCCGGGUCGUCGCGAGGAGUAGUACGAAGCGUCCGCAAAUGGGCAGAGAUCUCUCGAAGGGCCAGGAGCCGCGAAGCGCACCAGCCGUCGUUGGGCCCGUCGCGAAGCCCGGCGGCGCUGCACACAGCGCACUGCGCACCGACAGCCGCGGGCAGCCGCCGCCAUGCCCAAGUCCGCCGCCAAGUCCGCCAGCAAAAAGCCAAAUGCCGCGCCGCCGCCCGUCACGCGCGACCAGGCCAAGGUCCAGCUCCUGACCACGAUGGUAGCGCUCAAGGAUGAGAUCCUGCGGGCCUCCGACGAAAAAGUAAGGGCGCUGAAGUGGGCGGCCCUGAACGACUUCGACAAGGACGCGACGUCGCUGGAGGCGCUGCUCAGCCAGCUCGAGGAGCGCGUGAGCGGCUGGCGCGGCGACGCGCCGGAAGGGACGUCCAUCGUGGCGCCUCUCGUACUGAAAAGGCGGGAGGCCGUCGAGGCGCGGUUCUCCGAGGGGACCGUCUCCGCUUCCGACUUCGCGGACAAUCUGGCCGUCGUGCUGCCCGAGUUCCGGCGCGACUUCCUCGAGGCCGUGGCGCGCAACUUUGGAGAGAGCGUCGCCAUCGACGCGUUCCUGGAGGCGUGCGAGCGCGCGGCCGGCGUCCCGGCGGUCGUGGAGCCCGAGGCCGCGGCCGCGGCGCCCGACGUCGUCGCGACGCCCGUGGCGGCGGAUACUGCGGAUGCCGCGGCGCCGCCGGCCGCCGCCGCCGCGACGCCGGCGCCGGCGCCCGAGCCGGAGCCGGAGGCCGCGCCGGCGACGCCGCCCGCCGCGACGCCGAAGCCGAGCCUCCUGAGCCGCAUGUCGUCGGCGUUCGGCAGCUCGAGGAAGAAGAAGGCGGCCGACGCGGAGGAGGUAGCGGAGGACGUGGAGGAGGAAGUCGUGGCGGACGAGGCCGUCGCGGCGCCGGCGCCGGCCUAGUAGGAGCCCUCCCCGCCGCGGAACUAAGACAAAGACCU